UCUCCCUCUCCCUCUCUCUCUGUCAGACACACACUCUCUCUCUUUCAACACACAUACACCCUGGCUGAGCUGUUCUUGCUGGCUGCAGCCGUGGGCCCCUGCUCACCGUGCCGCUGCCGCUGCCUGCGAAAUGACGGCGGUUCCCCUCACUUCCAGGAAUCCACGCUUCCUGGAAGGUGAGUGGCUGGGCUCACCCCUGCCUGCCACCGAGACGCAGACAUGCACACACCACCCGCACUCCCUCGCCGCUUCCAAGGCGGCGGCCGCGUUCGCACCCCAGGGUCUCACCGGCAAGGGAAGGAUAAUCUGGAGAGGGAUCCCUCAGGAGGGUGUGUUCCGGAUUUCUUGCCUCAGGCCCAAGACUCCAACCAUUUUAUAAUGGAAUCUUUAUUUUGUGAAAGUAGCGGGGACUCAUCUCUGGAGAAGGAGUUCCUCGGGGCCCCAGUGGGGCCCUCAGUGAGCACCCCCAACAGCCAGCACUCUUCUCCCAGCCGCUCACUCAGUGCCAACUCCAUCAAGGUGGAGAUGUACAGCGAUGAGGAGUCGAGCAGACUGCUGGGCCCAGACGAGCGACUCCUAGAAAAAGACGACAGCGUGAUCGUGGAAGACUCGUUGUCAGAGCCCCUGGGCUACUGUGAUGGGAGUGGGCCAGAGCCUCACUCGCCUGGUGGCAUCCGGCUGCCCAAUGGCAAGCUCAAGUGUGAUGUCUGCGGCAUGGUCUGUAUUGGCCCCAACGUGCUUAUGGUGCACAAACGUAGCCAUACGGUCUCCUCUCCCACGGUGGGCAAGCCCUACAAGUGCAACUACUGUGGCCGGAGCUACAAACAGCAGAGUACCCUGGAGGAGCACAAGGAGCGAUGCCACAACUACCUACAGAGUCUCAGCACUGAAGCCCAAGGGUUAGCUGCCCAACCAGGUGAUGAGAUUCGUGAUCUGGAGAUGGUGCCAGACUCCAUGUUGCACUCAGCAUCUGACCGGCCAACUUUCAUUGAUCGUCUGGCUAACAGCCUCACCAAACGCAAGCGAUCCACACCCCAGAAGUUUGUAGGUGAGAAGCAGAUGCGCUUCAGCCUGUCAGACCUCCCCUAUGAUGUGAACUCAGGCGGCUACGAAAAGGAUGUGGAGUUGGUGGCCCACCAUGGCCUGGAGCCUGGCUUUGGAGGUUCUCUGGCCUUUGUGGGUGCAGAACAUCUGCGUCCCCUCCGCCUUCCACCUACCAAUUGCAUCUCAGAACUCACGCCUGUCAUCAGUUCUGUCUACACCCAGAUGCAGCCUCUCCCUGGCCGACUGGAGCUUCCAGGGUCCCGAGAAGCAGGUGAAGGGCCAGAGGACCUGGGGGAUGGAGGUCCCCUCCUCUAUCGAGCCCGAGGCUCCCUGACUGACCCAGGGGCAUCCCCCAGCAACGGCUGCCAGGACUCCACAGACACAGAGAGCAACCACGAAGAUCGGGUUGGGGGGGUGGUGUCCCUCCCUCAGGGCCCCACACCCCAGCCACCUCCCACCAUAGUGGUGGGCCGGCACAGUCCUGCCUAUGCCAAAGAGGACCCCAAGCCACAAGAGGGCUUACUUCGGGGCACCCCAGGCCCCUCCAAGGAAGUGCUUCGAGUGGUGGGCGAGAGCGGUGAGCCUGUGAAAGCCUUCAAAUGUGAACACUGCCGCAUCCUCUUCCUGGACCAUGUCAUGUUCACCAUCCACAUGGGCUGCCAUGGCUUCAGAGACCCUUUUGAGUGCAACAUCUGUGGUUACCACAGCCAAGACCGGUACGAAUUCUCUUCCCACAUUGUCCGGGGGGAGCAUAAGGUGGGCUAGUGACCUCGCCCCCUACCUUUAGUCUGCCUCUCUACUGCCCCCUCCAGGUGUCUAGCUCUGUCCCCACCACUGGCCACAUGACCUCACAUGUGACCCUGACCCUCCUCACCUUUUCUUCUUCUCUUCCUUGACCAGUUUAGGCAUUGUGAUGAAACAGGUCUUUUAUGUUUCUCCUUUUUCUCUUUUUCUCUCACCCCAGCACACUGAGUUAUUUAUUGGUUGUUUUUCUUUUGCCUUUUUUUAACUUAUGGCCAUCCCUUGCCACUUCCCUCACGCUUCUCCCCUCAGCUUCCUUCUAAGCUAGGCCUAAUUUUUUUUUUUUUUCCUUGAUCCACCAUCCUCUAACAGCCCCAGGGGUCAGAAGCUCCUCUUCAAAGGAAGAGACUUUGUGCUUCUUGCUUUAAUCUUUGCCAUUUACUUUAUCCAAUUCUUCAGUUUUGAUGCUGAUACCUCCCAGUGGCACCACCUUGACUCUGUGGCAUUAUAUCUCCUCUCUGGGACCCUUCAGCCUGGUACUAUCCAUACCUCUUGUGCCCUCUCACUUUAGGCAGCUUGCACUAUUCUUGAAGAAUUUCCUCAUUUGGAAGUAGGAGGAGCUGAAGAAAUCCCCCCUGGGCACUGUGGGGCUGAGGAUCUUCUUGAGCUCCCAAAGCCUCCCUUUAGGGUCUCCCUCCAGGAUGUGAUACAACUCUUCCCUCUCCCACCACCCCUUGUCACCACUCUAGCCUCUUCAGCUGGCCACUCUACUCAGUGGUGGCUUUCCUCUCCUUGGAGUGCCCCCAUUUUAUAUUCUCAGGGGCCAAGGCUAGGUCUGCAACCCUCUGUCUCUGACAGACGGGGAGCCUCAGGUGCCUAACUGGGAGUCAGGGCAUAGGAAGGAGGUGAAUAAAAUCUCUCUCCUCAACUUCCCAAACUUUUUCACUCUUGUGACCUUCCUGGGCUCUCUGGGACUCCUGCAGUCCCUGUCCUGUGACAAACUGGUGGGCUGCUGCCUGAGCAGAGGACCUCUCAGCCCCUUACUCAUGCUGCCUUCUCCUCUCCCUCCCAGGAGGAGCCACCCUCUCAUUCCUGGACUUCUGGGCCCUGUUUUUACCAUCAGUGGCAGGAAGAAAAGGGUGUCUCUUUUCCCUCUUUCAGUAUAACCAAAAAUGAUCCCAGGAUGAUCAAGGCUCUGUGCCCCUCACCCAUUCUACCCAGCUCCUCCAAGUGGGCUCAUCCUUCACUGCCCUCCCACAUUCAGUUCCCAGACACAGGGCAGGAGGGGCUUCUGCUCCGGCUGCUGCAGAGCCCCUGGCUCUCUGCUAACUGCGGGUUCUAUUUGGAAAACCCAGGACUCAUGAGAGGGGAGGAGGCAGCCCAGCUCCACUGUAAGUGGAGGCCUCGUCCUACAGAGUUCCCUGCCCGCGGCCACAGCCAUCCCACUCUCUCUUCCUUGAGAUUCAAACCAAAGGCUGUUUUUCUAUGUUUAAAGAAAAAGUAAAAACCAAACACAACACCUCACAAGUUAUAACUCUUGGUCCUUCUUCUCUUUUUCUCUUCCUUUCCCUUCCAUCUUUUUCCACAUGUCCUUUCCUCAUAGGCUCUUUUGCCUUUCCGACUUUUCUCACUCCCUAUCAGGGAUAUUUGGGGUUAAGGAUCAAAUCCUGGGAUUGGGACUCUUCAGGGUUCUGAGAAGAGUCUACCUUACCCUGUCAUGGGAAAGGACAUCACUUUCUCCUCUUCCACCUUUUCCUCCCCUGUUACAUGGUUUCCCCGAGAGAACCAGAUUGGCAGGGAGAGGCUGCCUAGGGUGAUUGUUUCUCCUUGACAAUGUAGCAAUAAAUAGGUGCUGCCAAGGGCAGAGGAUGGGGCAGUCAACUUAGAGGAGAGUGGUCCCUCAAGAGGGGAAGAGUUUUCUCAACAGCACCCUGGGGCAUUCCUGUCCAGGAUGGCAGCAAAGCUGAGAUUAAUAUCUAGGCUUCUCCUGAGCUAUUCUGGUUAUUGAGCCCCUUUCCCUUAGACCUACGCCUUCCACUUCUGCAUCUGCUGUGCAUUGAUGAUACCUCAUAAGGACUAGUCCCCCUUGUGGGGUAUCAGAGCCUUAGGGUGCCCCAUCCCCUUCUCUAGUCAGCCUUGGCACCAGUAACCUCCUGGAACAUGAAGGACUGUGCUCUGAGGCGACUCUGUGCCCAUGAGAGCAGAGACUGGAAGGGCAAGACCAGGUGCUAGGGAGGGAGAGAAGGGCAUUCUGUCUCUCUCCAGACGACCACUGCACUUUAACCAGGGUCUUAGGUACAAAAUCCUCCUCUUCAGAGCCUUCCAGCUCUGGAACCUCAAACAUCCUUUUGCUCUCUCCCAGCUCCUUUUGCAUAAAAAAAAAAAAAUUAAAGAAAGAACCACACAUGAGCAUACACACACACUGAAACCCACAUGGAGAAAAGAGGUGUUUCCUUUUAUAUUGCUAUUCAA
This is a messenger RNA of Heterocephalus glaber (naked mole-rat), 4257 nucleotides long. The record is from RefSeq and is a predicted model, not a curated record. Lineage: Eukaryota; Metazoa; Chordata; Mammalia; Rodentia; Bathyergidae.